AUGCUCUCAACCUUCGUCAGAAAACCCAAAGCCGCCGCAAUCGCCACCGUCGUUCCGCUUCUCCCCGUCAGAUUCUCCACUCUCCGCCACCCUCAACACGGCCCGAAUCCAGACCUUCAAUCCCUAGUCCUCUCCCGCUACCGCGGCGGGAAAUUCCACGGCCUGCUCCAAAACGUCGUCGCCUCACCCUCCGUCCUCCUCACCGCCUGCCAAAACCUUUGCCGGCCCGUCACGACCCCAACGCCGCCGUCCAUCACUCUCGAUUCGGUCUCGGCCCGCUUCUUCUCCCUUCACGACCUCUCCUUGCAGCUCUCGAACAACUUCCUGGACGUUGAGUCGUGCUGUGUUCGGUUUUCUCCGGAGGACCCCAAAGGUGAGCCACUCGUGCUGCCCGAUUUGAAGCUUAAGGUGGUACUUGAAGCUAUUAGGAUUGUACUCGAGAUCAUUUACGAUGACAGGUUCGCCACAUUCUCGUACGGCGGCAGGACGAUCAUGGGCCGUCACACAGCUGUUCGGUACCUGAAGAACUCGAUCGAGAAUCCCAGCUGGUGGUUUACCGUUAAAUUCAACAAGGGGCUGUUUGGGCCUGGGCAUGUGGAUAAGCUGUGUGUAAUGCUCGGGAAAAAAAUCGAAGACAAUGCACUUAUUGAUUUGAUAAGAAAAUUGUUCGAGUGUAAGGUACUCGCGAUUGAUCUUGGCGGGCUUUGUUUAGGCAGAGGGCUGCCGCAAGAAUGCUGCCUGAGUUCGAUUCUGAUUAAUGUAUCCUUCAAUAGUUUUGAUCAGAAAAUUCAAGAGUUGCGGUUAAAAGUGAAUAAUGAGAAUCCGAAGUUUAAAGAAAGCGAGCUUUCCCCCGAUGGAUUGGGUCCUCCAAGGCCCGUUUUUUACAAGCCGCUGAAGAUUUACGCCAUUCGGUAUCUAAAUGAGAUAUUGAUUGUGACAUCGGGGAGUAAGAUGCUGACAUUGGACUUAAAGAAUCUUAUUGUGGAUUUCUUAACGCGCGAUCUUGAUUUGAAUGUGGACAAAUCGAAGACUGUAAUUCACAGUGCGGUUUCUGAAAAGAUAGAUUUUUUAGGAAUGGAUCUUCAAGCAGUAGCCCCUUCCAUAAUCCGGCCGCGAAAGACGGAAAAAGCCAUCCGAGCUCACAAGAAGUAUCUCAGGCAGAAAGAAGUCCGGCUUUUGGAGCUGAAAAAUAAACGAGAAAGAAACCGGAAGAAGCUGGGGAUGAAGCUGUUGAGCCACGUGCAUAAAAAAUUAAGACGUGGGAGCAGUUUCGAAUUCGAUUUCCAGAUAGAAAACGAGGUAACAGAAGUCUUUGCAACGUGGGGCCAUGAAGUGGUGCGCGGGUUUUUAUCAUCCGUGGACGAGCGUUGGGAGUGGCACCGGAAAUUAUCGGGUGGAGAUUUUCUUUCUUUAGCGAGGAUUAGAGAUCAACUACCGCGAGAUCUUGUCGAAGCCUACGAUAAUUUCCAAACGCAAAUCGACAAGCAUUUAAAACCCGUGAAGGCAAAGAAGGAAUUAGCCGAAACUUUGAGAAGGAAGGAGCAAGAAGAGGAAGAAAAAUACUCUCGGAAGACAGUCGAUGAUCUAACUAGACGCCUCGUAAAAGUCGAGGCGCCUUUGGAUCUUCUCAAAAAAGCCGUUAAGUUGGUCGGAUUUACUAACAAAAUGGGCCGACCGAGGCCCUUGAGUUUAUUAACUGUUGUCAAGGAUGCUGACAUUGUGAAAUGGUAUGCCGGGAUCGCGAAAAGAUGGCUCGAUUUUUACCGUUGCUGUCAUAAUUUCCGGAAGGUGAAAAUCAUCGUGAGCUAUCAUCUCAGAUUCUCGUGUCUGUUGACACUUGCCGAAAAACACGAGGCCACGAAGCAAGAGACGAUGAGGCAUUUCACGAAAGAUCUGAUUGUUUUGGAUGCGAAUGGGGACGAACGAGCAUUUUUUCCUUCGGAAAAGGAGAUUAAAAUGAUGGGGGAAGGGAAUCUUGCAGACCCCAUUCCGGUCGACGGGUGUUUGACCAUGGUUUUGACCAGGCUGGAAUCGAACGAGCCGUGGGCCCGCUGUGCGGCCCAUUUUUGCGAGAGUAGGGAUGAUACGGUUGUUGUGUACCGGAUUCAUUUGCUGCAAAAGUAUCUGAAUCUGGACACGUCGGACGAGGAAGAGUGGGUGGCUAGAAUGGGGGCAGUGCACGAUAGCAUGCACGGGAAGUGCUUGCCUUUGUGCUCGGAGCAUGUUAGCGAGCUGUACAUGGGGAGAUUGACUCUGAGAGAUGUUGAUUCUGCUGGUUUUUUGGAGGUUGAUUAA
Molecule: messenger RNA, 2295 nt
Organism: Striga hermonthica
Lineage: Eukaryota; Viridiplantae; Streptophyta; Magnoliopsida; Lamiales; Orobanchaceae
Source: the annotation of a GenBank genome assembly